AUGACUUCUGCUACAGCCGCUACCAUCCGCCAUCUAGUCUCCAUCAAGGAUUUAUCCGAUGAUGAAUUCCAAAUAUUAGUCAACAGAGCUGAACAUUACAAAAAAAUCUUCAAGAAUAAUGAUGUCACUGAUGCCCAAAAGAACCAUCUAAAACUACUAGGUAAGACCAUUGCCCUAAUAUUCACAAAGAGAUCCACUAGAACCAGAAUUUCCAGUGAAGGUGCUGCUGCCUUCUUUGGUGCGCAACCAAUGUUUUUGGGUAAAGAAGAUAUUCAAUUGGGUGUUAACGAAUCUUUUUACGAUACCACCAAGGUUGUCUCCUCUAUGGUGUCUUGUAUAUUUGCUCGUGUAAAUAAGCAUGAAGAUAUUCAAGCCCUAUGUAAAGAUUCCGCCGUCCCUAUUAUUAAUUCUUUAUGUGACAUGUAUCAUCCAUUGCAAGCCAUUUGUGAUAUGUUGACCAUUAAAGAGCACCUUGGUGUCUCUACGAGUGACAAAAGAUUAAAGAUUACAUGGAUCGGUGAUGCUAACAAUGUAAUAAACGAUAUGGCUAUUGCCUGUCUAAAAUUAAAUAUGGAUGUUUCUAUUGCUACUCCAGUCGGUAUUGAAAUGGAUCAAACUAUUGUGGAUGCUGCUAAGAAGAUAUGCGCCAAGAAUGGUACCUCUUUGGAAUUGACUCAUGAUUCCAAAUUGGCUUCUAAGGGUGCACAUGUACUAGUGACAGACACUUUUGUUUCCAUGGGAGAAGAAUUUGCCAAGGAGGCCAAAUUAAAACAAUUUAGCGGAUUCCAAAUCAAUAACGAACAUGCCAGUUUGGCUGAUCCUAACUUCAAAUUUAUGCAUUGUCUACCAAGACAUCAUGAAGAAGUUACCGACGAUGUCUUUUAUGGCGAACACUCUAUCGUCUUUGAUGAAGCUGAAAAUAGAUUAUAUGCUGCCAUGGCCGCUAUUGACGUAUUUGUUAUUAACAAGGGUAAUUUCCAUGACCUGAAAUAG
Naumovozyma castellii is the source of this 993-nucleotide messenger RNA. It is a transcript of the gene ARG3, whose product is annotated as ornithine carbamoyltransferase. The transcript has a single exon. The record is from RefSeq and is a predicted model, not a curated record. NCBI's taxonomy places the organism in Eukaryota, Fungi, Ascomycota, Saccharomycetes, Saccharomycetales, Saccharomycetaceae. Bases 1 to 993 code for a protein of 330 amino acids.